Messenger RNA from Pterocles gutturalis (yellow-throated sandgrouse), 1447 nucleotides. RefSeq names its product glycerol-3-phosphate dehydrogenase 2 (mitochondrial) (gene GPD2). The annotation marks the transcript as partial. The transcript has 11 exons. Gene Ontology annotation, molecular function: glycerol-3-phosphate dehydrogenase (quinone) activity; calcium ion binding. The record is from RefSeq and is a predicted model, not a curated record. Gene Ontology annotation, biological process: glycerol-3-phosphate metabolic process. Gene Ontology annotation, cellular component: mitochondrion; glycerol-3-phosphate dehydrogenase (FAD) complex. Lineage: Eukaryota; Metazoa; Chordata; Aves; Pterocliformes; Pteroclidae.
CGGAGAUGAUAUUGUAAAUCGCUCCGUGCUGUACAGUAAUAAUCCCAUUUACCGCGUCUGCGGGUUGAGACUGAAAUCUCUCCUCACAGGGCAGGAAUUUGAUGUCAAAGCCAAGUGUGUUAUCAAUGCUACGGGACCUUUCACAGACUCUGUGCGCAAAAUGGAUGAUCAGCAAGUACCAAACAUCUGUCAGCCAAGUGCAGGCGUGCACAUUGUGAUGCCUGGUUAUUACAGCCCUGACAACAUGGGGCUGCUUGACCCGGCCACCAGCGAUGGCAGAGUGAUUUUCUUCCUGCCGUGGGAGAAGAUGACUAUUGCAGGGACCACAGACACCCCGACUGAUGUGACUUCCCAUCCGAUACCAACAGAAGAGGAUAUCAACUUCAUUUUGAAUGAAGUGCGCAACUACCUUAGUGCAGAUGUUGAAGUGAGAAGAGGAGACGUGUUGGCAGCGUGGAGCGGCAUUCGUCCUCUGGUCACAGACCCCAACUCCAAAGACACGCAGUCGAUAUCCCGGAAUCACGUUGUUACCAUUAGCGAUAGUGGCCUUGUCACCAUAGCAGGUGGGAAGUGGACAACCUACCGUGCCAUGGCGCAGGACACCAUUGAUGCAGCUGUUCAGGCGCACGAUCUGAAGGUGGGUUCCAGUAAGACCAUUGGACUGCAGCUGGAAGGCGCUGAGGACUGGAGUCCCACUCUCUACAUUCGGUUGGUCCAAGACUAUGGACUUGAAAGUGAGGUGGCUCAGCAUCUAGCUUCGACAUACGGUGACAAGGCUUUUGAGGUGGCCAAGAUAGCCCAAGUCACAGGAAAGAGAUGGCCUAUUGUUGGAAAACGUCUUGUGUCUGAAUUUCCUUAUAUUGAAGCUGAGGUUGUCUAUGGUGUUAAAGAGUAUGCCCGCACGGCAGUGGAUAUGAUUUCCCGACGCACUCGCUUGGCCUUCCUGAAUGUGCAGGCUGCAGAGGAAGCCCUGCCAAGAAUCGUAGAUAUAAUGGGGAAAGAACUUAACUGGAGUGAGCAGAAAAAAAAGGAAGAAUUUGAAGCUGCUAAAAAAUUUCUCUAUUAUGAAAUGGGCUACAAAGUAAAAUCAGAUCAAUUAACAGACAGCUCUGAAAUCAGUCUAGCGCCUUCAGAUAUUGAAAGGUACAAGAAGCGAUUCCACAUGUUUGACAAGGACAAGAAAGGGUUUAUUACUAUACUGGAUGUGCAGCGUGUCUUGGAGAGCAUCAGUGUGCAAAUUGCUGAAAAUACACUUCACGAUAUUCUGAAUGAAGUGGAUCUGAACAAAAACGGGCAGGUUGAGCUCAAUGAGUUUUUGCAGCUGAUGAGUGCCAUCCAGAAGGGCCACAUCUCCGGGAGCCGGCUGGCCGUGCUCAUGAAGACUGCCGAGGAGAAUCUGCGUGAGAGGGUGGUGAUCCCGGUGGACCGGAGCGGCGGAGGACUGUGA